Micropterus salmoides (largemouth bass) is the source of this 5409-nucleotide messenger RNA. RefSeq names its product family with sequence similarity 83 member Hb (gene sack1hb). Gene Ontology annotation, cellular component: keratin filament. NCBI's taxonomy places the organism in Eukaryota, Metazoa, Chordata, Actinopteri, Centrarchiformes, Centrarchidae. Gene Ontology annotation, molecular function: keratin filament binding. Gene Ontology annotation, biological process: positive regulation of cell migration; intermediate filament cytoskeleton organization; protein localization to cytoskeleton. The record is from RefSeq and is a predicted model, not a curated record. Bases 368 to 3994 code for a protein of 1208 amino acids. The transcript is spliced from 8 exons.
CCUCAUUCACCGCGCUGCCCUGUGCCGAAGAGGCGGCGGCUCUGGAGGUUCUCAAACCGCCCAGUAAAGCGCUCAGCACGGGCCCUGGAGUCCGUGUUCGCCUGGCCUGUCUUAGCUGCACGACACUGGAGGGUGUACACCGGGGGUUUGGGUGGAGUUGUUGCCCGAUCUGAGGAAUGUGACGCACCGAAGUGAAGCAGGCGAGCGGUACCCGUCGGUACUUAGAAAACAGACAAGGUCAGCCGCGAAGUUGGGAGGUACGGAGUGGAAACAGGCGAAACUGGGACAAAAGAACUAUUUGUACAGAGGGUUCAAAUUCCUCUUCUCACCCCUGAGCCCUAACCUUUGACCCCACCCAUCUGCAACCAUGCCACACCGAUCUCAGACUUCAUCAAUUGGUGAAAACCCUCUUGACCCAAACUAUCUGGCACCACAUUACCGUGAGGAGUACCGUCUAGCUAUAGAUGCUCUGAUAGAAAAUGACACCCAGGGCUACUAUGAGUUCCUCCAGACUGCAGAUGUGGUCAAUUUUCUGGCACAGCAAGAAAUUGAAUAUAUCAAGUCAACAAUCCAGGCUCCCAACCAGACCUCCAGCUUCCCAGAGCUGGCAUAUCAUGAGGGAGGUCUAGAGGCUGAUGGCUCCUCCGACACCUACUGGCCAAUGCAGUCCGACGUGCCUGCCCCAGGGCUGGACCUGGGCUGGCCCCUGGCGCAGCACAGCUUCAUGGGUCCCACAGAGGUCACCACUCUUGUCAACCCCUCCGAACCAGACAUGCCAAGCAUCAAGGAGCAGGCCAGGAGACUUAUCAAGAAUGCAUGCCAAGUUAUUGCUGUGGUGAUGGACAAGUUCACAGAUGUUGACAUUUUUGCUGACCUCUUGGAUGCAGCAGCACGCCACGUUCCUGUUUACAUUCUACUGGAUGAGCUGGAAGUCCAUAACUUUGUCUCUAUGGUCAUCAACUGCAAAGUCAACUUGGACUUAGUUCCUAUGAUGCGUGUCAGGACUGUGGUAGGAAUAACCUAUUAUUCCCGGACAGGGAAAUCAUUUAAAGGGCAGGUGAAAGAUCGUUUCCUACUGACUGACUGCAGGGCAGUACUCAGUGGCAACUACAGUUUCAUGUGGUCCUAUGAAAAGAUCCAUCGCUGCAUUGCCCACCUCUUUCUCGGGGAGCUUGUUGCCACCUUUGAUGAAGAGUUUCGCAUUCUCUUUGCUCAGUCAGAGCCUCUAGUCAUUGGCCCAUCCAACGGAGCACUUGCUGUCUCUGACACCAGCAGCACCAGCAGUUACUUCAGCAGCCAGUUGGGUUUUAAAAGGACCCAGUCUUUGCGUAAUCCCAUAGGUUACCGCAGGCAGCCUGAGACUCCCUCUGCCUUCCCCUAUGGAGACUCUGGUAAUCUUGCACUUCCUUUCCGGAGGAACGACCCAUUUCGUCACACCAUUGAACCUGGGGCAGGAAUUACAAUUGGUAAAUAUUCCCAGCAGCAGUUUCGUCUGCAGCAGUCGUUCCUGGAGCAGGGAAGGUCCAUAGUUUCUAGGCAGAUGGAGAUGAGUUCCAGUGGCUUCAAGCGGCACAGCUAUGCAGAGGGAACCCAGGAAAACUACACAUCUUCAAGGCAAUACAUGAAGCACAGAGUCAUGAAUAAUCUGAACGAGACAGACUUCCACAGGGAGCAGACCCAAAGUAGCCAUUACUACACUGAAGGGCCUGGGCCAGGUUCUGGCCACGGACACUACGACAGACUUCGAGGUUGUCCUCCAAACCUCUCCAUUGACCAGUAUUCAGACUCAAGCUAUCGCUCAGAUCUGGAGCCUCCACCUGGAAACUAUGGCCGAGAUUACUUUUCAUCUGAGGACUUGAGGGCACCUGAGGGGCAUCUGGCACCUCCAUUAGCUGGGAGGUAUGGAGGAGGUUCCUCCCAUAAGAGGCCAACCAUAGGGCAGGCGUAUGCCUGUCACACCUCACCCACGCAGCCCCACCCACCAGAGAAGAAACAGUUUCCCAAACAAUCUGAGGAAGUGCAUGAUCAAGAUGAUGAUGCUAGGCAAGGCCUGAGGAGUUGGCGAAUUCACUCCUAUCUUAGCGCUUAUGAGGACAGUGGAGAAGAAGGUCUGACUCAACCUAUAGGGCCUGAUACAUUUGAAGAUCCUCCUGCAUCUCAGCACCUAACUGCGACUGAAAGUUCAGCUCCCCACUUUGGAAUUAAAGAGCCUCCGAAUGUUCCCCCUAAACCCAGACCAGAUAUCCUGAGACCACGCUUUGGAAAGCCCAUCUUACCUGAGAGCAACAGUAAAGACUCUGCCCCAACAACAACCAAGGAUCUGCUUCUGUCGGUUGAGAGGGAGACGGCGAAGGAAAGGGAGAGUGAGCCAGAGCGGGGUGCAGCAAGGGAGGUGGGUGUGGAUGUGGAGAUGAAAGAGGCUCCAGAUCUCCUCCGGUCCAAACAUGAAUCAUUCCGCUCACGUGUUAACCCACUCCUCCAGCGUAGCUCUCGUCUGCGUUCUUCGCUGAUUUUCUCAUCUUCCAAGGCAGAGAUACACAGUAGUAGCCUGGGCUUAAAACCAGCCACAGAGGAAGAAGAGGAGUUAGACUCAAUACGCACCUCCUCAAUUGUGGCCCAGAUCCUAGAAAAGAGGAGGUCUCGGGAGCCUUUUGAGUGGAGAAAGAAGGCUGAGGAAAUAGAUAAGGAGAAAGAAAGGGAGAAUGAGAAUGAGAAUGAGAAAGAAGAAAAAAAGAGGGAGGCACAGCAAGAGAAAAUGGAGAUUCGAUUGACAGAUGAGAUAAAAGCAAAAGAGGGGCCUGAGAAAACUAAUGAAGAGGUCUCAUCUCUGAACAUGAAUGACCCAGCCAGUCGACUACAGUAUUUCAAAGAGCUGGCUGCCAAGAGAAAAACCUCAAACGUGGGGACAGAGUCAUCGCUAAAAGACCCAGAGCCUGCUGAAAAAAAGCCAGACCUUUCUGAUAAACCCCCCCUAAACACUGUGACGACUCCAAAGAUCCGAACUGUCUCUCUUAGUUCAGCAGAAUCUGAACCAAAGAAGCUAGACAUCUCUGCAAAACUGGCAGAGCUCACUCGCAGACCUUCGAUUAGUUCCUCAAAACCACCCAUAAUCUCUGCCAAGCCUUCUGCGAGCUACCUGAAGACUUCAGAGACAACUCAACCUCAUAAAGAGGAGAGUGCAUCAGAGGGUCAAAAGAAGGAUAUAUUCAAGUCUCUAAAGCCCCUUCCUUCACCUAAGAUCUUUAAGAGGGACCCGUUGAAGAUCAAAGGACUGAAUCCUCGUCGCAUCUCUUGUGGUGAGGAGACUCUGACCACAGACGCUACAGAUGCAGAGAAGAGUGAACUGAAAAAGAGCCGCUCUCAUAGUUCUUCAACUCUGCCUCGUGAUGACGUUAAGGAAGGACUUCAAAAAGUUAUGGGAUCUAAUACCUCCAUCAACACACUUGGGGAGGGAAAGGGUGAGGGUAAGACACUUGACUUCUUAAAGAAGCAGACUCAGAGGCUAAAGGGAUUCCUGGGGCCCAAGGAUAAAGACAAGAAGUCUUCAGGAGACGAUAGGGGCAUGACCACCGUCAUAGAGAUUACUGGAGAUUCAAGCAAAAGUUCAACAGCUAAAGAUACAGGAUCUACCACUACUGACCAAACUGCAGCCAAUCACAAGUCAUCAACCGGCACAUCAGGCCCAUCUCGAUACCAGGCCCCGGGCAGCUCUGUUCUGUUCAGUAGCAACCUACGAGAUGACACCAAAGUCAUUCUAGAGCAGAUCUCAGCCAACAGCCAGAAGAACCGACAAGAACGAGAAGAAACAGGAGGAGGCAGAGAUAGUGAUGCUGGGGAGAAGGGGCUGGAGAGACAGAACUCUAUCAAAAAGAAUCGAUUUCUGCGACCGCAGGGCAGCGUCCAGGAGCGGGAGGGAUUGCUGAAGAGGAUAGAGAGUUUGAGGAAGGAGAAGAAGGUCUACAGUCGUUUUGAGAUGGGGAAUAACCUGGGAUAACGAAAAAGAUGGAGGAGCAACCUUUUAUAUGGAAACUAUUUAUGCAAGAUGAUCAAAAAGACCCAUUGUCCAUAUGUGCCACUGACACAUUCAAAGUACCUCUGUGGCUCCACGAUGCAGCCUCUCCUGGAUUUUCACAAAAAGUAAUAAAACUUGAAUAUAUAAAAAUGCUGAAAACAAACUUAAGUCAUUGAGUUUGGAAUGUGCCUGUAUGCCAAGACCUGCUACUACUGUUACCAUAUAUGGUGACUGAGAGAAAGAAGAGUGACACUACUUGCAUACUGGUUUUGUGGGCUAAUGUUUCACGAAAAAGAAAAGGGUAGGGGAGAAUGUGUCCUUUGGGAUUCACCGUGUGCCAAUGGCCCACCAAGGGCAUUACCAAGGUUAGAAGGACUGUUAUUAACCCAAACCACAAAGCGAAGCUGAGAAUAUGAAGAGGAACAGAAUGAGAUGCAGAAUUGAUGAAGGGUGAAAAUAUAAGGGCAAGUCUGUGAGAUUAUAGAGAAUGAAGAGUGAGACAAAAAAGGGAGAAAGUAUGUUUUCUAACGUUGAGGCGGCAGCAAUAGAGCUUCCAUAGAAAGUAGAGAGUGUAGCGAACUUUACCCUCUCAAGAGAGAGUAUGUACCUUUCUAUUAAGGUGUGGACCCAUUUCUCAGGGUUGAAUUCAGAGAGGAGACCUACAAGCUUUUAUGGUCAGAGGAGUGGCAUUAAAAAUAGUGUACUAGUCUUUGCCUUGAGUAAUUUAAAUAAAGUAUUUACAGUUGCCCUGAAUCACUGUAAAAAGUAGACAAUUUUUAAAUGACUUAAAAGCGUCCACCCGUUUCUCCUUCCUUGCCAGACUUUUAAAUUAGUGAGGACCUCUAAAGGAAAGGAAGAGAAAAGGGAUAGCUGCCUUUUGUAGUACCGGAGCAAGGUCAUGUGUCCUUAAAUAAGUCACCUAACCUCUGAGGCCGAAGCCCUAUGCGGGACUCUUUAGUCCUGUGUUGAUCUGUAAACACGAUUAAACCAAAGAUAUUGUUCUAUGGUGCAGUUCCCAGACUGCUUGACAGCUCAGCUGGGCCUCAAACUGUUUAGUGUUUAUUGUGUAUUUGUACAGUUCAUCAAAAGAUUGGAAGAACUAUUGCUCUUUGGACACUUAAGGGGUUACGCUGUUUUCUAUGCGGGAUUGUAAUGUACAUAUUUAUAUGAAUAUGGCUUGGUGAUAUUCUAAGUAACAAAUUAGAUUAUCACCCUCACUGUCUUAUCAAAGUGCCUUGUGUUAUUAAUUAAUAUGUGGUCGUGGCUGUAAAAACUAAUUGGCAUUAAUUGGUGGGAAAUCAGACGCACGUAUUCUUUUUUAUUUUUAAACCUAAGAUAGUAUUACAUCGUAUUUGAAAUACUGCAAAAGUCUUUUAUUAAAUCUGUUUAAAACUGAA